AGGCAGGUGCUCUUACAUAGACGUAUCUGUAGUCCAAACAGUAUUAGUGGCAGACAUCUGUUAAUUGCCAAAAGACAAUGACCAAAAAGUCGAAAAGGCCAUCUCCACCAGCUGUGGCACAAAUAAAGUCGAGCGUGCAGCUAAUAAAGUCGGAAGUUACAACUGAGGAAAUGAAUUCAGCACAGCCUGAAGAGCAAUCGGUGGAUAAGAGCUUAGAGGUUUUUCUCUGGCUAAUGGCCUAUAGCGUGCUAAUGUUUACGCUGCCUUUCUUAGGCUUUUAUGGUGUGCGCACCUGGCUAGAUGAAUCAUUUCCCGAACUGAGCACUUUUCAAGUGAAUUGCUACUCUGUGCUAACAGCUGUUCUAGUUGUCAAUGCCAUUGUUGCUAUGUAUGUGCUAAAGGCGGUCCGUGAAAAGGAUCCACCUGCGUUGGCAAGUGAGGACCAGGAAGAUAAGAAGGAACAGUAGUUUAGUUUAAGAUCAGCGUAAUAAAAACAAGCUGUAACACUUUUAAA
Messenger RNA from Drosophila virilis, 514 nucleotides. Lineage: Eukaryota; Metazoa; Arthropoda; Insecta; Diptera; Drosophilidae. The record is from RefSeq and is a predicted model, not a curated record.